AUGGCUCUCAGGGUCAGAGUCCCCCUUGAAUGGAGUGAUGGAUGGCGUUGUAAACCGCUUCGGCGGCGGAGCUCGUUCCACCUCGUCAAUAAAGGGAGAGCGGUCAACUCGAUCAAUUUCCUUGCACAGGGCCUCCUCCGUGCUUCCUUUGAGUCGGAGACCUCGGAGUUGGUCAUUUACCAGCUUUGCGACAUCCUCUGCUCGCAGGGUUGGAGUCUCGAGCCGACGUCUUCGGUGCCUCAAGCGCGACUGGCUAGCUUCUUCCUCGGUUCCCAAGGGUCGAUCCCCAUGGGUGCUCUGCCCGUGAGGCAGAUUAGGAGAUUGAGUUUGUGA
This is a messenger RNA of Prunus armeniaca (apricot), 333 nucleotides long. The record is from the annotation of a GenBank genome assembly. NCBI's taxonomy places the organism in Eukaryota, Viridiplantae, Streptophyta, Magnoliopsida, Rosales, Rosaceae.